Messenger RNA from Saprolegnia parasitica CBS 223.65, 1369 nucleotides. RefSeq lists its product as hypothetical. Lineage: Eukaryota; Oomycota; Saprolegniomycetes; Saprolegniales; Saprolegniaceae. The coding region runs from base 23 to 1279 and encodes 418 amino acids. The record is from RefSeq and is a predicted model, not a curated record. The transcript is spliced from 9 exons.
GAAAAAGUCGCAGCGGCUCUUCAUGCGCCUCUCGUGCGCGUUGGCAAUGCUGACGUUUCUCAUCAUCACGGUGCUCAUGACGCUCACGGUCGUCUUUGCGACGCAGUGCGCGCGGCUCAGCAAAGCGCAGAACGCGACGACGCUGCCACUCGACCCGAACGCGACCACCGUCGCGCUCUCGCAUUCGUUUAGCGCGGGCGCACUCGUCGUGUCGCAAGGCAGCAACGUCUCGGCCGGCCACGUCACGUGCCAGCAAAAUGCCAUUAGCACAAAGUACUUGGCGACGGCGACGUUUACAAAAAUGGCAACCUCCGACAAGUCGACGAGCGCCUUUGCCGCGUCGCCCUUGAGCAGCUCGUAUUUUCUCGGCGUCGACACGUCGUGUCAGCUGGCAGUGCUUGAGUUGGUGUUGCCGAAUACGACGGCCGCGCCAUUGCUGCAGCUGACGUCGUCCAUGGCCGAAGUAAACAUCAACCUCCUCUCGCCCUCCGAGGACAUUUCCUCCACAAUGCUCGUUGGUAUCAAUGUGUCAACGGACCAGGCCAACGUCAACGUUGUCGGUGCAUUCCUUGGCACGCAAGCGCUAGCGAUGCGAUCGACCUCGGGCGAGCUCAAUAUCAGCACGAUCUACGUCAACGCGACAGGUGCAAGUGGCGGCCGGCAAAACACUAUGUUGGCGUCAACGCUUGGCAGUGUGUCGUUGUUCAACUCGUCGUUGACCGACAGCCCGCUCGUGAUCACCACGGACGCGAGCCCCAUCGUCGUCGCCCAAGUCACCUCACAAGUGACGCGCGGCUACAGCACGAUGGCGCUCUCGACGCAAUCGGGCUCGCUGCUUCUAAGCGACGUCACGGCCGAUCGCAUCGAGCUCCAGUCCACCUCGGGGGGCAUUCAAACCGAAGCAUUGACGGCGACGGACAAUGGGAUAUUUCCCGGUCGCAUCAAUGUCGUCACGAUCGGUGGCGCCGUGCGGAUGCACAAUACCGCCGUCGACGGCUACGUGCACAUCGAGUCCAACUCGGGCGACAUUUAUCUGCAUCUCCAGAGCACAUCGUUCGUGGGUUUCUACUAUGCGCGGUCCGAGUUUGGCACGAUCACGGUGCAGAAAAGCAACUUUUCUUACGAUACGGUUACCGCUCUGCCAGCGCAAGACCCGAGGGAAGCCAAUGGCUUUAUCAACUGCGGCACGAGUUGCAACUACCGAGGCGACAUUUACAUUCGCAGUCAGCACGGCAACAUCAACAUUGUGCUGGGGUGCGAGAACCCAUCGUGCACCUAGUGUGAAGCCCCGUACAUUUAUAUAUAUACGUGGUAGUAGUAUGUUUUAAAAGCGACCGGUACGAGUCUGCAACUACAUGUUUACAAAGGC